AUGGCCACAGAUAUUGUCACUAACCUUGUGGCUUCCACCACUGAUGAUACUAGACUUGGCCACUCGACUAAAAUAUCCAGUACUAUCGAUUCAUUUAAUUCAAUUGGACAAAAUAGAUUUGUUUGGUAUCAUUUCAAUUCAUGGGUUUCAAAAAUUACUAAUUCUCAUUUCGUCCCCAAUAAUUUCGAUUUCAAUAAUGAGCAAUUACCUUUGACUUCAUUAUCACAUGUCGUUACCAUCAUUUCACUCUAUUAUAUCCUCAUCUUCGGCGGUCAAUUCUUAUUAUGUAAGUUCCAAAUAAAACCUUUCAAAUUCGAUCGAUUAUCCAAACUACAUAAUUUGGCUUUAAGUGCUACUUCUUUCAUUCUAUUGAUUUUAAUGGUCGAACAAAUCUUACCAAUCAUAAAAUCAAAUGGGAUCUAUUUCUCCAUUUGUAAUAAAAACUCAUGGAACCAACCCAUCGUAACUUUGUAUUACUUAAAUUAUAUUGUCAAAUUCAUAGAGUUCAUCGAUACAUUUCUAUUGGUAUUGAAACAAAAGAAAUUGACCUUCUUACAUACUUAUCAUCAUGGUGCUACUGCUCUAUUAUGUUAUACUCAAUUGGUGGGGAAAACUUCAGUAUCAUGGGUCCCAAUCUCGUUAAAUUUGGCAAUACAUGUUCUCAUGUAUUGGUAUUAUUUCCUAAGUUCUUGUAAUAUUAAAGUUUGGUGGAAACAAUGGGUUACUAAAUUACAAAUCGUUCAAUUCAUCAUCGAUAUUGGAUUUGUCUAUUUCGUGGCUUAUGAAAGAAUUGCUUUUAAAUAUUUCGCAAACACUUUACCGUAUUGUGGAGAAUGUACAGGUACUGAUUUUGCUAUUGGGCAAGGUUGUUUAAUCUUAUCAUCAUACCUUGUUCUAUUCAUUUCAUUCUAUAAAAAGAUUUAUAAGAGGAAAGCUGCGGCUUUACGGAAAACUUCAACCACUAAAAAACUUGUGUAA
Henningerozyma blattae CBS 6284 is the source of this 978-nucleotide messenger RNA. Its product is annotated as elongation of very long chain fatty acids protein. Gene Ontology annotation, molecular function: fatty acid elongase activity. Gene Ontology annotation, biological process: fatty acid elongation, monounsaturated fatty acid; very long-chain fatty acid biosynthetic process; fatty acid elongation, polyunsaturated fatty acid. The coding region runs from base 1 to 978 and encodes 325 amino acids. The transcript has a single exon. Gene Ontology annotation, cellular component: endoplasmic reticulum membrane. Lineage: Eukaryota; Fungi; Ascomycota; Saccharomycetes; Saccharomycetales; Saccharomycetaceae. The record is from RefSeq and is a predicted model, not a curated record.